Molecule: messenger RNA, 2644 nt
Organism: Perca fluviatilis (European perch)
Lineage: Eukaryota; Metazoa; Chordata; Actinopteri; Perciformes; Percidae
Gene: inpp1
Product: inositol polyphosphate-1-phosphatase
Exons: 6
Coding region: 334-1467 (377 amino acids)
Biological process (GO): phosphatidylinositol phosphate biosynthetic process
Molecular function (GO): inositol-1,4-bisphosphate 1-phosphatase activity
Source: RefSeq, a predicted model, not a curated record
UACGCCUUUAAAAUGUUCUCCGUGCACGCUUACGAUUCUGGCUUCACCUUUUGGUUGUUGGACCAAGACCCGUCGCCCUUCCUUCGAGAGGAAACUCGCACUGACGUAGCUAGCUAAAGAAACCAGAGCAGACGGACACCAGUGUUAACCUUCUUAUGUACUGCCUCUAUGGUGUUAACUAGGCGCGUUAAUACCACUGUUUUACUGAAUCUCUCACAUUCCUGUCACCUACAUUAUCUGCGUUUGGUUGACUGUAGGGCAGACAGGAAAAACACAGAUACCGAGAGCUAAAGACGAGAGGAAAAUUAAGCGGUGUGAAACCUGGGCUUUGGCAUGGCUGAUCUCCUGAGGCUGCUGCUCCGGGUGGCUGAGAAAGCUGCCAAUGUGGCUCGGGUGUGCAGGCAGGAGGCUCCCCUCUUUCAGCUCCUGGUACAAGAGAAGACCGGAGAUGACAAGAACAAGAAGUUUGUUCAGGACUUCAAGACGCUUGCGGACGUGGUGAUCCAGGAGAUGAUCCGACAUGAUGUUGGUGCUCAGUUCCCUGAGAUGGCUAGCUACAUUCAUGGAGAGGAGUCCAACAAGUUUGAAAAUGGGCUUGGAGAGAGUGUGACGGUCACAGUGUGCGGCACAGAGAAGGAGACUGCGGCGCUGCUGGCCACGGUGCUGGACGGUGAUCACACAGCGGCGUCUCUGCUGGCUCGAGCCAUCCACCAAGACCCAGCAACCAUCGACGCCAACACAGACGGUCUGACGGUGCCCCUCAGCCUCUCUGAGCUCGGCAUUUGGAUCGACCCCAUAGAUGCCACCAGCCAGUACAUAGAGGGCCGAGAGGAGGUGCUGGAGGAGGGCCACCUGUCUCCUUCAGGCCUGCACUGUGCUUUGGUCCUAAUCGGGGUUUAUCUCCGGAGCACAGGCGAGCCCGUCAUGGGUGUCAUCAACCAGCCGUUCAGCUACAAAGAUCCAGCAGGUGGAGGCUGGAGGGGGAAGCAUUUCUGGGGGGUGUCCUGUGGCGGCCUCAAUGCCAGCUCAGUCCCCCGGCCCAAAGAUGCACCUGAAGGGGGGCUGUCUGUGGUGCUGAGCUCCAAUGAGAAGCAGGUGGUAAAGGAAGCCCUGACCUCGCUGUGCGGCCCUGACAAGCUGAUGUACGCCUCCGGAGCCGGCUACAAGAUCCUGUGUGUCAUUCAGGGCCUGGCGGAUGUUUACGUCCUCUCAGAGGGCAGCACCUUUAAGUGGGACUCCUGCGCUCCUCACGCCCUGCUCCGAGCCCUCGGAGGGGGAGUGGUUGACCUGACUAAGUGUCUACAAUCCAGCCCUGGAGCACAGGAUCAGCACACAGAACUGACCUAUCACCAGCCGUACCCCGGAGGUAGAGGAGCAGACCGCUGGGCUAACCAUGGCGGCCUGGUGGCUUAUCGAGACUGUUCUCAGCUUCACAGCAUCAUCGCUCCUCUGAAAGGCAAGCUGUAGUUGAAAGAGCAGUGGAUGUAAUCAGCACAAGCUGAAGCAAUUAUUGUUGCAUAUGCUCAUAUUCAUGUUUUCUAUAUUAGUAGAGCGAGAAGGAUGGGGUUACAGGAUGAACUAUUUUAAAUAUAAAUAAUGUCUUAUUUUGAAUCAUAUAUUUGCAAGUGUUAUGAGAUGAACAUCUGUUCUGGGCAAAAUGUUUUGAAAAACUUGGAAAAGAGAUAGUUUAUGUUGGCAGUAUUGUUACCAGUUGAUGAAAAUUCAAACUAUUGAUGUGUCAGGGAGUGAAGGUCAAAGGGUGGAGUGACAGAAAUAAUUUGGGAACCACCGAUCUACGUACAUCAUGCCAGAUGUGUGGGACUUGCGAUACACAGCAGAAAGUUCCAACAAUCCCGACAAUGUUACUCGCUCAGUUGUACUGUUAACUUGUAUGAGGGACAAGCUGUAGAGCUGCGAAGAUUCAAUAUUUCCUCCUUGCAGCUAAAACAAAGUAAGAAAGCAUUAUUGGGAAUUUUGUCGAGCUCAGGCCUGAUAAGCACUUAUUAAACGUAGCUAAGCUGUGUAACAGUUUGUCUACAUGCAUGAAGAACUGUCAUGAAGAAACGGGGCUCACUGCUGGACAGCUGAGGACUGCCAGAGAAAAGGUAAUGUGGCAUCACAAGACUGCUUCUGACUGAUCGUAAGGGUUUUUCUUGGACUUAAGCAGUCUAAAUUGUAGUUAUAAACAAUGACCUUACAAUUUUUCUACCCUACCUAACCUGUAAAAUGUUAUAAGUUAAAUGAGACCCAAAUCAAGCCGUGUGCAGCAAUCUGCACCUCUCUGAAACCACUCCUUUUAAGGAGCAAAGGGAUUGAUGUGUCCUGUCCUCGCUCCAUGGCCAUAACACCAUUAGUUAAUAAGGUCAGAGAAUGGAAAAGCCAUGUGAGGUAAAACAGACACAAAGCCCUUUUCAGUGAGGGUUUACAGCAAAAUGAAAUAUUGAAGGAUGGGACCUCUGCAGGCUAACCUGCUCCUCUAAAGGACUGAAACAGAUUCUUAUUAAGAUGUUUGUAAUGACACAUGUACCCUUACUUUCAUUGUCACUAUGUGUUUAAAAUGGUGUAACUUUUGAUAUUCAUUGUUGAAUAGCUGAGAAAUGAUUUAUGUAUGGGCCUACUGAGCAUAAAACAGAAAAGCAAUGUG